Spinacia oleracea (spinach) is the source of this 903-nucleotide messenger RNA. Its product is annotated as small heat shock protein, chloroplastic-like. Gene Ontology annotation, biological process: response to heat. Lineage: Eukaryota; Viridiplantae; Streptophyta; Magnoliopsida; Caryophyllales; Amaranthaceae. Bases 120 to 674 code for a protein of 184 amino acids. The transcript has 2 exons. The record is from RefSeq and is a predicted model, not a curated record.
AGCUCCAAAUGAACGAAACAACAUACAACUUGCGAUAUUUUAAUUAUUUAAUUAUAAUCUUAUUUAUUUAUUUAUCUACAUUGUUUUAAUUUAUUGAUCAGCUAGCUUAAUUAUCUUCAAUGGCAAGCAAUGUGUUGACAUGCUCGGCUGCUGCGACGACUCUGGUGUCGAACAACAGGGUCGUCUCGGGCCGCAGCCCGGCAAUGAUUGGGCUAGGGCAGCGUUCUAUGGUGUCCCUAACACCGUCAUUGAAGACACCUUCAAUGGUGGUGAGAGCCCAACAAGGUGGAAGUCCUAAGAAAAUGGAUCCAGUUACUGCUGAGCAUUUUCACAAAAAGGUUGCCCUCCUUGAGACCUCUCCUUAUGUGCGCACCCCUUGGAACACGAACGAGGACGAGCACGAGAUCAGGAUGUGGUUCGAUAUGCCAGGACUCGCCGGUGAAAACAUCGACGUUAACGUCAUCGACGACUUGCUAGUGAUCAAGGGAGAUGGUGGAGUUGAUGCAUUUGGAAACAAGAUAUUCAGUCCAUAUGAUAGCAGGGUUCAACUUCCAAAUAACUCUUGGAAAGAAGAGAUUACUGCUGUCUUUAAGAAUGGUGUUCUCUACAUAACUGUGCCUAAGAUUACCAAAUUUGAGCACAAGGUUAUCCAUGUUCCUGUUAGAUCCGUUUAAUUUCCUCAAAAUAUAAUUGAAUGUGAUCGAAUUAAUUAAGUGUCUUCUAUAAGAGACAGAGUUAUAAUUAACGGCCCCUUUGAUAGCCGACUGUUCUGUAUUUUUAUGAGCUUCUCUUUGAGAUACUGUGUAAUAGAGAAGCUAUAUAUCUACGUACGUACUUUGGUUUAUAUGUUUCAAGUUGUAUGACUUUGUUGUUGAAUGAUAUAUUAAGAUAUGUGUUUUAAUA